Molecule: messenger RNA, 1675 nt
Organism: Raphanus sativus (radish)
Lineage: Eukaryota; Viridiplantae; Streptophyta; Magnoliopsida; Brassicales; Brassicaceae
Product: actin-related protein 4
Exons: 20
Coding region: 161-1492 (443 amino acids)
Biological process (GO): regulation of transcription by RNA polymerase II
Cellular component (GO): NuA4 histone acetyltransferase complex; SWI/SNF complex
Molecular function (GO): chromatin binding
Source: RefSeq, a predicted model, not a curated record
ACGAAGGUUCUCCAGUGAGCGGCUUCGACUUCUAUUCUACUUUUUUUGUCUCCACAAAAAAAAACUGAGCUCAGUACUCAAUCUGACCCCUUUCUGUUAACUCCGAGAUUGCAGAGAAUCCCGCCCGUGUUUAAACCCUCCGACGAGCUCUCCGGCAGCCAUGUACGGCGGUGAUGAAGUGUCAGCUAUAGUGGUUGACUUGGGCUCCCACACUUGCAAGGCUGGUUACGCCGGCGAAGAUGCUCCCAAGGCCGUCUUCCCUUCCGUUGUUGGGGCGGUAGAUGGAACUGAGGCGAUGGAUGUGGAUGUUGAUUCAGCGAAGAACAACAACUCGAAUUCUGAGGAUUCGAAGACUAAUGAGUCUGAAAAAGAAAAGGGGAAACGUAAGCUGUAUGUGGGAUCUCAGGCCUUGAAUUACCGCCGGGAUCAUAUGGAGAUAUUGUCACCUAUCAAAGAUGGCAUAGUUUCUGAUUGGGAUUUGGUGGACAACAUUUGGGAACAUGCUUUCAGGGGUUGUCUGAUGAUUGAUCCCAAGGAGCACCCCAUGCUGCUAGCUGAGCCUCCUUUAAACACCCAACAGCAGAGAGAGAAGGCUGCAGAGCUGAUGUUUGAAAAGUACAAAGUUCCAGCAUUGUUUAUGGCUAAGAAUCCUGUUCUUACGUCUUUUGCGACUGGCCGUGCUACUUCACUGGUUGUGGACUGCGGUGGAGGAUCCACAACUAUAUCACCGGUGCAUGAGGGUUAUGUCCUUCAAAAGGCGGUUGUAUCAGCUCCAAUUGGAGGGGAAUUUCUCACUGACUGCUUACUGAAAAGCUUGGAGAGCAAAGGAAUCAAAAUGAGACCUAGAUACUCUUUCAAGAGAAAGGAAGUACGACCAGGGGAAUUCCAGGUUGAAGAUGUAGGUGUUCCUGACACCACAGAAAGCUACAAGCUCUUUUGUCAGAGAAUGAUAGUGGGUGAUAUCAAGGAUUCUAUUUGUCGCGUUCCUGAUACUCCUUAUGACGACAAAUCGUAUGCAAACAUCCCAACCACGUCGUACGAGCUUCCUGAUGGCCAGACGCUCGAGAUCGGUGCUGAUAGGUUCAAAAUUCCUGAUGUGAUGUUCAACCCGUCCAUAGUUCAGACAAUUCCUGGAAUGGAGAAGUACGGAGACAUGAUUCCCUCUGUUCGUGGGCUGCCACACAUGGUCAUGGAGAGCAUCAACAAAUGUGAUGUGGAUAUCCGGAGAGAGUUGUAUAGUAGCAUACUGCUUGCUGGUGGCACAUCAUCAAUGCAACAAUUGAAAGAACGUCUCGAAAAGGACUUGAUUGAAGAAUCUCCUCACUCGGCUCGAGUUAAAGUGUUGGCGAGCGGUAACACAACAGAAAGAAGAUUCAGUGUAUGGAUAGGAGGGAGUAUAUUGGCAUCACUGGGCUCAUUCCAACAGAUGUGGUUCUCCAAAUCUGAGUACGAGGAACAUGGCGCUUCAUACAUUCAGAGAAAGUGCCCUUAAAACAGCUUUUGAUUCUGUUGAACCUGAGAAGACAAAACUUAAAAAACUAUGCUAGUGUGUUACUUUCAUCGUUUAUCGUUGUUGUUCUUGCUAUUUUUCACUUUACCUUUAUUACGAGUUAGACAUUAACAAAUAUUUUAAGUACUACUAUCUAUGAAAAACUUUGCAUGUUACAACUUACAA